This is a messenger RNA of Prorocentrum cordatum, 736 nucleotides long. NCBI's taxonomy places the organism in Eukaryota, Dinophyceae, Prorocentrales, Prorocentraceae. The record is from the annotation of a GenBank genome assembly.
GGGCCCAUCGGUCGGCGCGAUGGCGGGCGCCACGAAGAAGGGCCGCAAGGGCCAGGAGCCGGUGACGCGGGACUACACGAUCCACAUGCACAAGCUGCUGCACAAGGUGCAAUUCAAAAAGCGGGCCACCAGGGCGAUCCGCGAGAUCCGCAAGUUCGCAACUCGCGCGAUGUCGACUAAGGACGUGCGCAUCGACACCAAGCUGAACAAGUUCGUCUGGAGCAACGGUAUUCGAAACAUCCCGAAGCGCAUACGAGUGCGCAUGGCCCGCAAGAGGAACGAGGACGAAGAUGCCACCGACAAGACGUUCACGCUGGUCCAGCACGUGCCUGUGGAGAGCUUCAAGAAUCUCCAGACGGAGACAGUUCGUGACGAUUGAGGCAUGGCUUCUUCGAUUCAGCUGCCUGCAGCAAGUCCCGCCAACGUGCCAGCUAAGCAUUCUGAGUGGCGACUGUUCGAGGAGGGCAUUUGAGGCCGUCACGUGUGACACUUCGUGUUCGGGGGCCCCUGAACCGCCGUCUUGGGGGCCAUAUUGUUGACUUCUUGGACGAGGCGCUGUGAAGCCAAAUUGCAACGGCCAAGCACCCCGCGGAGCGUAGCUCGACGCCAGGAGUUGAAGCGCAGGCAGCAGUCUGGCGCUAAUUCUGCAGCGGCGAACCAACCCGCGGAGCGUGUCUCGAUGCCAGGAGUAGAAGCGCGAGCAGCAGCCUGGUACUAAUUAGCCAGUGAGGCGGAA